Helicoverpa zea (corn earworm) is the source of this 2822-nucleotide messenger RNA. RefSeq lists its product as uncharacterized. The coding region runs from base 207 to 1193 and encodes 328 amino acids. The transcript has 8 exons. The record is from RefSeq and is a predicted model, not a curated record. NCBI's taxonomy places the organism in Eukaryota, Metazoa, Arthropoda, Insecta, Lepidoptera, Noctuidae.
CGUAGGCCGGCGUAGCCACACGCUGCGCACCGUAGCCGCGCGCUACGAUACUACAUACGAAAAAAUUUCGUGCAGUACGCGAUUCGAAAAAUUAAAUAAAAAAUUAAGUUCGGUAUUUUUAAGUAGUUAAGUGAAGUUUAAUUUCUUAUAUGUGAAUAAAUAAAAAAAACUUUUUAGUUAAUGGUAUCUUAAAUGGUUCAAUUAAAAUGAGUGUAGAAUUUUUGAAUUUACUGAAGUAUGAAGCGAAGAUCGAAUCUGAUAAUAAAUCUGCCGGGGGCCAUUGGUUGAAAAGAAAAGAGGCAUUACGAGCAAAGAGAGGUCGACAUGGUCCUCAUAAAAUUAGAGCCAGAAGACAGAUCGAUCCAAUAACGUCCAUAACAGAGGAACCAGACUUGGCCGACAAGUCUACACGCCGCAGUCAACCACACUCGUCGCGCAUCUCCGCCGGUGAGCGCGAAUGGAGCGGUGCGACGGGCGGCCCCCCCGCGGAGGUGGUGCUUCGACUUCACCCCCCCUCGUCCACGUCUCGAGUCAAUGCUUCCUUAGCUGACAUUGAUGGCAGUGGAGUAGUAGUAAGGGCUGAAGAGGCUCUCAUAGUGGCCUUCGUCCUCCUGCUAUGGGUGGCCGCCAUAGCUCUCUUCUUCAAUCGUUGGGGCAAGAUCAGGUGCGUCUAUAAACUAAUGCUGGAGCCGUAUCAGCCGAAAUUCCAGCAGCAGCACCGACAGAGUUGUGCUUUAGCUGAAAACUCAGUGUCCGUGCCACCUCACCACCGAGCAUCACUGUCACGCGGCUGUGUGUCAUACGACUGCGGGGCAUCAUUCCCAUCUUAUCAACCAUGUGGGUACCUGUCCCAUAGACCGCGGCAGAACUCGGUCUUCGUAAGUAGCAUGGGUAUGGGCGGUAUGGCGCUCAUCCCUGAGAGUCCUCCAAGGCGGUCUAGAUCAGCAGCCGACAUCCCUGCCCUUGUUACUCCAUCAGAAAUGUCCCACCAUACUCCUAGGUCUUCGAGAGCAGCCAGUCUUCACAGCGCAGUAGAUAUCAGAGUAGCACCUUCUCCAAGAACGUCGAGAGCUGCAAGUCUACAUUCUGCUGUAGAUAUGCCGCCAGGGUCUGUCCAAGUUCACGUCAGGGGAUCAGGCUCAAAUUUGAACAGACCUCGAAGUCCGAGGCGGCUGACGAUAACCAAUGUAUAAUUGAACUGGUAAAUGGGAUUCUAUGUCUACGGUUUCAAGGACCAAUAUGUAUUUUUAAUUGUGACAAUCAAUGUCAUUUUCAUUGUCACAUUUGUGUGUUAUCAUUUAGCAAAAUUCUCAAAGAACCUUCAAGGGGUAUUUUACACUUUCAACGAUGAAACUUUGAAAUAUCUUUUUCUAAUUUGAAAAACUUAAAAAGCUGCAAAAUAAUUUAAUUCAGUCUAUUUCUUAGUAAACGCAUUGAAACGUAGCUUUAAAUGGACUCUGAAAUGUUAUUAGUAACAUUGAAUCACAUAGUUUUGGAUGCUUUGAAAUGCUUUUAUGGGCUUAUCGGACGCGAGAUUUGGAAAGUACCAAUUAUGUGAAUAUUGAAUAUAGAAAUAAGGUUAAUGAUAACUUUCUAUAUUUCCUGUAGUCUAGUCUUCUUCUUCUCUUCAUCAUAUCUAAUUGUAUUUAUACAUACUAGUAGUUAUAGUGCGAAAGCGCAAAAUCUUAGACGUGUGGUGCUAUUAUAAGUAUCAAUAGUAUUGAUUUUGUCUUCAAUAUCAUUUUUAAUAUCCGUAAGAAGUAUUUACGUAUUUACAUUUUUAAUGGAUUCUUAUUUUUAUUACCUGCCUCUUCCAUUUUUUUUAAUCAGAUUGCUUACCUCAAACAAAUCUUGAAAAUUUAAUUUUAUAAGUAACAUUUGUUAUAUAUUUUUUAAGUUCCUAAAUUCGUUUAAUUUAUCGUCUACUAAUACUUGGCCCUGUCGAGAACGUCCUCUGUGUCUACUCUAAUAUUCUAAGCAAAGUCAUUAAUUUUAGAUAAGAUUGAUAUUAAUAAAUUUUGCUCAAAUUAUUCUGUAAUGUUAUUCCUAUCGUAUUUAUCGUGGUCAUAAACUUUGUCCACUAUAUAAAUUAUUAUAUUUUUGGCAUCAACUCAAUCAGAUUAAGACGCAUUAUCUAUAUUUCCUCAUAAUUGAUUUAGAUCUUAUUUUACCUGACCUUCCUAAAACCUUUUUUUAUUGUUGAAACUUUCCAAAGUCUCCAAAACUAAGCCCUUUUUUAUUAAUAUCAAUCCUUUUCUUAAACAAUUCUAGAUUAUCUCUUGCUCGAGUAUUCUAAAUGAUGUAGUAAUAUAUUUUAAUGGCCAAAUACUGUUAUAUCUUUGUACAUAAAAUUAGCUUUAAAAUGUAAAUUAUUUCAUAUUCUGUUACAACACUUUCGGGUAUAAUAUUAGUAAGUUAUACCAUCUCAUUUUGUAAGCAAAUGUUCCUAUAUUUUAAUAUUAACUAUAAUUUUCAAAGUUCAGAAACAUAAUACAUUAUAUUUGAUAGAAAAAUUGAAUUCAAAAAGCAAAGAAUUUUCAAUUUUUAACGAUAAAAACCUUAACACAGUUAAAGAGCUUUUAGUACAGUUAAUUCUUGGAAUACUAUUACCCGAAAGUGAUGUAAUAGAACUAGGUAACGUAAGAGCUAUUAAAUUUAAUAAUGAUACAAUAGAAAGAACCUUCACAAUAGCAAAUAACCACAUUGUACAUCAAUUUGAAUACAAAAUGCCGCUUUGUAGGAGCGCUACCAUAAUUCUAACAGACACUUUUGAAACUCGAAAGUGAGACGGUAAGAUCUCCUAUAUCAUAUGAAAUGUUAUG